AUGUACCACGUCCACGGCGAACAGGGUAACCUGGCGCCUGGAGCUGAGCCCAGCCUGGCAGCCGCUCUCGCCACAGCCUCGUUGCUGAACCCAUCUGCCUUCGGGACCUCUGCCUCAGCCGCAAGGUCGUCCGGCGGCCUCCAUCUGCCUCUCUCGAUGCCCCUCUCGAUGUCCUGCUCUUCCGGCCACAACGACCGACUUAACCGCCCCCUCACAGCGCAUCUUCUGCCGGCCGGCCUCAGCGCGAUGCUGCCUCGUCUGCCGGGACAGCACCAACCGACUCCGGUCACCUCGCACCUUCCCGGCCCCGGCGCCACCUCCGCCUCGGCCUCCACCUCCGCGUCGGCACCUUUUCCGAGCGGCCUCUCGGCCGCCGGACUGCUCGGCUCCAACUCGUUGCUGCCGAACUCGAGCCUGGGACCCAGCGACUCGGCCGGCUCUCUGCUUGCUGCCGCCGCCGCGCUCGCUUCGCUUUCGGCUCAAUCACCACCGCCGCCACCAACCUCAGUCCCACUAACCGCCGCACUCUCGGUGGCCAAUUCAAUCGCCUCCUUCUCCACCAACCCCGUCGCCUCGAUAACCACCGGCAGCACAUACAGCGGUCUGUCCAACUCGGAGAACGGCUUUCCAGGCGGGCUCGUCUUCUCUGGUUGCGAGGCUUUUUCAGCCGCUGCUGCUGCCGCUGCAGCCGCAGCCGCCGCCGCCGUAUCUGCCACCUCGACCGGAUGCGGCGAACGCGGCGUCUGUACCGCCUUCAAUGGCCCGGCAAUCCUCCGACAGACGCAGACGACGGAAGCCCGUGUCGCAUCGCCCAACGGCCUUACCGGCCUGCUUGCCUCGCCUCAAAUGCAUCCCGCCUCUCUGUUGCACGCGGCUCUGGCCGGGCCCCAUCUUGGACAGGACUUUGCCUCUGGGUGA
Messenger RNA from Protopolystoma xenopodis, 918 nucleotides. The record is from the annotation of a GenBank genome assembly. Lineage: Eukaryota; Metazoa; Platyhelminthes; Monogenea; Polystomatidea; Polystomatidae.